Messenger RNA from Nanorana parkeri, 1085 nucleotides. RefSeq names its product translin associated factor X (gene TSNAX). Bases 21 to 899 code for a protein of 292 amino acids. The transcript has 7 exons. The record is from RefSeq and is a predicted model, not a curated record. Gene Ontology annotation, molecular function: sequence-specific DNA binding; RNA endonuclease activity; RNA binding. Gene Ontology annotation, cellular component: nucleus; cytoplasm. Lineage: Eukaryota; Metazoa; Chordata; Amphibia; Anura; Dicroglossidae.
GGCCGUGCUGUACAGAAGACAUGAGCGAGAAGGAAGGAUCCGGAACAUUUAAAAGAUACAAACAUGACUUUAAACCACCUCAGAGAAAAGAUGGGAAAGGAGGUGCUGUUGACUCUUCAUCCCCAGUGAUACUUGCUUUUAAAUCUUUUCAGCAUGAACUGGAUGCAAGGCAUGACAAGUAUGAGCGGAUUGUGAAGUACAGCAGAGACAUAACAACUGAAAGCAAGAGAACGAUAUUCCUUUUACAUAGAGUAAUCAGUGAACCUAACAAAGAUGAUGUUCUGGCUGAAGCAAAAAAGAAACUAGAUGGUGUACGAGAAAAAAUGAAACAGGUGGCCCAGGAGCUCGUGGAUGAAGAUGUAUAUCAGUACCACAGAGCUAUUACAUCAGGUCUUCAAGAAUAUGUUGAAGCAGUCACCUUUCAGCAUUUUAUUACACACAGAGCCCUUUUAAGCCUUGAUGAUAUCAACAGACAGCUAAUAUUUGAAAAUAAUCGUAACUGCAGGCAAAAUAUCAAUAUUGCUUCGAACAAUGAAGACCAAACCAAACAGAACAUAUUAAGCCUUCAGAUAAGUCAUGUGGAUUAUUUGCUUGGAGUAGCCGACCUUACUGGAGAGCUGAUGCGUUUGUGCAUAGGUAGCGUUGGAAACGGAGAUAUCGAUACCCCCUUUGAACUGACUCAGUUCUUGCGUGAAAUUUUCGAUGGAUUUGCUUACAUUGGUAACACUGGUCCUUAUGAGAUUUCAAGAAAGCUGUAUACUUUAAAACAGAGCUUGGGGAAAGUCGAAAAUGCCUGUUACAUGUUGAAAGUGAGAGGCUCCGAAAUUCCAAAACACAUGCUUGCAGAUCUGUUUGUAUCCAAAUCCGAACUGCUUGAACACGAUGAUGGCAUGUCCUAAAUGUUGACCUUUUAGUAGGAUAAGCUGGAAGUUUACCAGUUUAACUGUUAUUUUGUCAUUUUUGUUUCCUUUGUUUUAUUAUUUUACAUGUGCAUCUGUGCACAAACUUUAACUAUAAUUUUAUUAUGCUAAUUGUAUAUCUGAUUGUUGUAUGUUCCAACUUUGACUGUUAAGCCAAGCAUAUCU